ACACAGACUUGCCUUGCAAUGCCAUGUUUGUGCAUGUGUUUCUACAACUGAGAAGGAAACAGGGAGCCUGCCUGCCUUGCUGACUUGUCUGAUGUUUUCUUGUUUCUGUUUCAGCAUUCAGGAUAAAUCCUUCAACACCACAGCUUUAGCAGAGUGUGAUGAGGAUUCAGAUUCUGUUUGUGGAGCUCACGCAGCCAGUUCCAGCCCCAGAGAUGAUGAUAACAAAGAAAACUAUCCAGACAACACAGCUAUCCUAGAAGAAAGGUGGCCGCCUUUGCAAGAUACUCAGCAGCAGAAGGAGCAGGCUUUGAAGCCUGACAUGGGCAACUUAAAGCUAAGAAAACCUAAGCCUGUCUCAAAGUUAGAAAAUGGAAAAGGCCACGAGGAAAGUCAGGAGCUGGAGAGUUCAUUGCCAGGCCUCCCAGAGCGGCAAGGGAAGGCAGGAUCCUCAGCUAAUGACUGUGCAUGGAAUGUGGAUUUUAGAUGCCAGGAAGCUGUUGUGAGAUUUCAGCCAAGAAUUGAUCAAAACACAUGUGUUUCACAAAAUGAAGCAACCGAGCAACUAUGCAGCUCAAAUGAGAAUUCUUUGUUGAAGCUACAAGCCCUCGAAACGGAUCUGUGCUCUGCGUUUCUGCCAACCCAGGAGGAAACUCCCCAGCUGCCAGCACCCAAGGAUCCAGCCCCUUCAUCAGUCCAAACCAGUGUGCAAGCUGAUGGGGCCAGUAGUGGAGAGCCUUUACCAGCCCACAGAGACUGGCAGAAUGACAUGGACAGCAGCCCACAAGAACAUCGCUCCCUAGGAGCCAGUCGAUUGCUGUAUCACAUUACUGAUGGAGACAAUCCUCUUUUGUCACCACGCUGCUCUAUCUUUAGCCAAAGCCAGAGAUUUAAUUUAGACCCAGAAUCUGCCCCUUCUCCACCAAGUGCUCAACCUUUCAUGAUACCAAGAAGUUCUUCUAGAUGUAACUGCGAAGAGUGCAAAGAGCCCCAAACAGUAGCACAACUUACCAAGCAUCUUCAGAGUCUCAAGAGAAAAAUUAGGAAGUAUGAAGAAAAGUUUGAGCAAGAAAAAAAAUACCUGCCUUCACAUGGUGACAAGACUUCCAAUCCUGAAGUUCUAAAAUGGAUGAACGAUUUGGCCAAAGGUCGUAAGCAGCUCAAAGAGCUGAAACUCAGAAUGUCAGAAGAGCAAAACUGUACCUUCAGAGCAGGCCAAAGAAAGGACAGUAGUGAAAGUGCUGGGACCCCCAUAGAGACUGGGACACAGGAGGCCACAAGCAUGGAACCAGCUCCUUCAGCAGAAGAAACCAUGGACAGUGUAUUGAGACAACUAAAGGAGAAAAGACAACACCUCAACAUUCCUGAGACUAUUAAGGUAACUAAACAAGAAAAGAGUCUUAUGAAACCUCUUUAUGACAGAUACAGAAUUAUCAAGAAACUUCUUGCAACUCCAUCACUGAUCACAACAAUUCAGGAAGAAGAAGACUCAGAUGAAGACCAUUCUCAAAGCAGCCAUGAGUUAUCAUCUGGUCCAAUAUCUUGCCUCCCUAUUGAUGAGCACCUGUGUUACUCUCAGGAGGAGAGUGAGCCUGCAUAUGUCUCACCUCCAAAUGAAAAGAAAACUUUAAGACAAACAGCCUUAUCUAUGUCCAAUUUACAUGAGGCAACCAUGCCUGUUCUGCUUGAACAUCUCCGAGAAACAAGAGCAGACAAGAAAAGGCUUCGCAAAGCUUUAAGAGAGUUUGAAGAACAAUUCUAUAAGCAGACAGGAAGGAGUCCUCUAAAGGAAGAUCGUGUACCUAUGGCAGAGGAAUACUCAGAAUACAAGCACACAAAAGCCAAAAUCAGGCUCAUAGAAGUUCUCAUCAGUAAGCAUGAUGUUUCCAAAACAAUUUGAAAUCAGUACAAUGCAGUGGUGUCAUUCUCUAGCAAAUCAAACAAACAAUAAUGGAAAAACAAAGUGGUAGUUUUAGAGGUCUUGGUCAGCUGCACAAUUAUUUGACAUGCUGAGAUCUUUUGAUGCACUUUACCAAUUCUAAAAGCGGGGAUGAGGGAGGACAGCAAUAUAUGAGAAUAUUAAGAAUGGGUGAGUGAACUAUAUAUAGAACAUAUAUAUAUUUUUUCACUUUAAAGCCUUGAAGUGCACUGUGAGAAUGUUAGAAAUUAAAAGGACACCGAAGUAUUGUUGACUCUGUUUGACUUGUUCCUAGGUUUAAAAAGUGUGAGGAAAUGUCUCCAGGUUAUUAGUACAUCUUAGAAUACACUAAUGUACCACAUGCUUUUAUUUUUUUUUUUAAACAGAAUUAACAUGCAGUAUAAAUAAAACUAUAACUAUUGGUUCUCAACGUGCUGAUUGGUUCACUAGAUUAAAAGAAACACAAGCAAGUAAGUUUAAAACAAUAAAUUCUGUCUUUCAAGAUGGAGUUGCCACUUAAUUCCAGUACAUUCAAGGGAAAAAAAUUGACAGGAUUUAGAGGAAGGAGGCAUGACUGCCAAAUGGAAUUACUGUAUUUCAGAAAUAAGAGAAAGACUUGGCAAAACAAAACAUUUGAAGUUUACCAGGAAGAGAUUUAGCAAACGUAUUGGAUGCUGUCUUUUUCAUUAUGGUUCACAGGACUUGGCUUAUGGUACGUAAAAUUGGGUAAAUAGACCAACUAUAUGCUAAUUUUUAUUUCCAUACUGAAUUUCUGCACUUUAUUUUGCCUGAUGCUAUGAUGUUUGCUUUUCUGAUUACCAAAGCUUGUUUAGAAGCAUGCACUUUGUACAAUGUCAAGUUAUUUAUUUCCUGCGUCAUACAAAUUGCCACAUAUAUAUAAAGACUAGAGUAUUGCAUUAUGCUAAGAUAUUUUGGAUAGAUAAAGUAAAGUACCUGGCAUAUAACUGAGUGUCACAGUUAUCUGAUAAGGAACACUAGACUUCUUGUUUACUAUAAAAAAGAUUAUAAAGAAGAUAUUUUUCCAUUCAAAUGAUACAUCUUUCUUAACUUUCGGAGCACCAGACUUUGUAAUAUUAAGGAAAUUUUCCCUCUAUUUGUGAUAAGUCAUUGGUGUGAAUUGUUAACAGAAGGAUUAUCAGCGUUUUUGUACUAGAAAUGAAAAGCAGGGAUUCUGGGAAAUACUUAGCCCAGGCAUAAAGAAAGGAAGAAUGAGAGAAGAAAAACAGGGAUGUGCGUAAGUUGAAACGUGUUUUGUGUUUUGGUUUAACUGUCAUUUUGUAUUGGCCAUAUAUUAUAAGGAACCUGUUUUAUACCUAUCUUGGUAAGAAAUUUUUCAUUUUAUAAAGCCUAUUAUGUGCCAACCACGUUCGUAUUUAUAUUGUAUGUGAUGAUGGGGCAUGUUUUUGAAGACGUACGCAUUUUCAAGUAGCUUGGAGGAAAAAGUAUGAUGACUAUAAAAGGAUGUUUUUAUUUCUCAGAAGUUUGUUGUUUCAGUGUACCAAUUUAAUAAUUUGUAACUCAAAUUUUAUGAAUCAGAAUGGUCUCCUUCAUAAAUCUGUUUUAAUUAAAGUCAUCUAGAGCAACAGGAACAGAUACAGAGCUAUUUGAAGUUUACAAACUACAUCUUUGAUAAGGGAAAAUGAUUUCAUGACAUAUGUAUACAAUUGAUAUUAAAACGUAAUCUAUAUAUUCUAUAUGAUUGUAUAAUAUUUUAUACAACAGUACAAAUAAAAUAU
Messenger RNA from Lagopus leucura (white-tailed ptarmigan), 3672 nucleotides. It is a transcript of the gene FAM13C, whose product is annotated as family with sequence similarity 13 member C. The coding region runs from base 92 to 1897 and encodes 601 amino acids. The transcript is spliced from 14 exons. NCBI's taxonomy places the organism in Eukaryota, Metazoa, Chordata, Aves, Galliformes, Phasianidae. The record is from RefSeq and is a predicted model, not a curated record.